AUGUCCUUAAUUGACAGAGGAUUUUCAGUCAGGAUCCCGGCUGAUAUGGCCGAAUUAGAGCCUGAGCUCAUAGCACAGGGCGCCGAGGCCCUAACUUUUGUCGUGGACUGCUGCGAGGGGCCCUACCCCAAGUGUGUGGCAAAGUACCGGCCGCCAAAGCCGUACCGGAUCGCAGAGCUUGACCAGCCGCUGAGAAAACGCCGAACAAAUGCCGAGGUGCGGGUUCUUCGCAAGCUUGCCGAUGCACAAAUAGCAUGCCCCAGAGUUGUGUCGGUUGACGACAAGCAGGGUCUUAUUUACAUGGAGCUGAUCAAGGGCCAGUCGCUCAAGCAGGUCACAUGGGACGCCAGCGAUGUAUCCAGCGUUCGUCCUCUAUUUAUUCGCUUCGGCGAGCUGGUUGCUGGAAUUCACGCCUUGAAUAUAGCACACGGCGACCUCACAACGUCAAACGCCAUGGUGGACUCCGAGUCGGGUGAGCUCAAGCUUAUUGACUUCGGCUUAGCCUCGCAGUCGGCCAACGUCGAGGAAAAGGCAGUCGAUAUUUAUGUUCUGGAACGGGCCAUUGCAAGCACGCAUCCAGAUAGUGCAAACCAGCUGGUGGACGCUGUGCUAAUGGGCUAUCAGGCCGACCCCACCUCCCAUACAGCUCAGGUUAUGAACAGGCUUCAAGUAGUACGCCAGCGGGGACGUAAACGGGCCAUGCUUGGAUAA
Messenger RNA from Wickerhamiella sorbophila, 711 nucleotides. Its product is annotated as EKC/KEOPS complex subunit BUD32. The transcript has a single exon. The coding region runs from base 1 to 711 and encodes 236 amino acids. Gene Ontology annotation, biological process: protein phosphorylation. Gene Ontology annotation, cellular component: cytosol; EKC/KEOPS complex; nucleus. NCBI's taxonomy places the organism in Eukaryota, Fungi, Ascomycota, Dipodascomycetes, Dipodascales, Trichomonascaceae. The record is from RefSeq and is a predicted model, not a curated record. Gene Ontology annotation, molecular function: protein serine/threonine kinase activity; ATP binding.